UUGUUAUCUUAAGACACUCAUCUGGUGUCUGAGUCUGCAGGUGACACUGCUUAGGUACGGAGCGCGGAGUCGGAGCAGGGACGCGCCUGGGCUGCAGCCCUGGGAUGGAAUCCACCUGCCUCGGAAGCUGCUCGCGGCUGCUCCGGCAGCGCCUCCGCUGAGCUCGGAGGCUCCCGUUAACACUUGCCCAGGGACGUGCACCUGCCUUACCGCGCGAGCGCAGGGGCAGGUCUGCAGGCGGCCGGCAGAGCAGUGGAGCCGGAGGAACUGUCUUCGCCCAGGUGCAAGGCAGUGAUUUCGGGAGAAGGAGCGGGCGGGUGAGUCUCUUUAGAGUUGGAAGGAAAGCAAGAUCUUGGGUUUCUCUUCCGUGGAGGGACGGGGGACUCCCCCAGCUGGGUUUUGCACUUUCCUUCCCUCUUCCACCCGCGUGCGCCCCGGCCUGGCGCUGAAGCCCCACUUCAGACAUGCUUUGGGCGACGGGGACCCUCGCUGCUCAGCAGGAAGGCAGCAGGCAAGUGGUCUAACGGCGGCGGCAGCAGCAGCAAAGCGGGGAGCAAGAGAAUUAUUUGAAAAGAGACAUCCGCUCCCUCUCAAACGCUGAGGGGGAGGCAUUCGCGUUUCCCCAAAUGAGAAAGAGCCACAAGAAAUCAUGAAGUAAAAACUUUGGAAAGCUGCCACUGGAGAUGUUGCACAAAACCCUGGAAUCUUUUAGGAGUCUCCUCCCAGUCGGUGGAGGUUUGGGGAGCAGCUGAUACAGCAAGGAGGGCUCUUGCAAGGAUUCAAGUUCCAGGAGCCCUGGAGGAGCGGCACAGAGCGGGGGAGCGUGGCGAGAGAAUGAAGAAACCAACCGCCCGGGAGAAGCAUGAGGCGGCAGUGCGGCACUCGGCUUAGAGGGCUCGGGCGGGCGGCGGCCCCAUGGGCGACCCUGCUGGCGCUGGGCCUCCCGGGCUGGGUGCUGGCGGUCUCGGCCACGGCCGCCGCCGCCGCGCUCCCCGAGCAGCAUGCCCCCUCCGCCGGCCAGCCGCCCCUGGACUGGCUCCUCACCGACCGCGGCCCCUUCCACCGCGCCCAGGAGUAUGCCGACUUCAUGGAGCGCUACCGCCAGGGUUUCACCACCAGGUACAGGAUCUACAGGCUUCACCCCCAGCGACCUUGUUCCAGCACCAGUGAAUGUGGUUGUUCUCCUGGGUCCAGUGGCGCCUUUGUCUUUGGGGAAGUCACACAGCCUCUACCAGAUGUCCUCUCGGCUUGUGGCCUGAAGACCCUGGACUCCACUCUGCUCCUGGGGAUUCACCCUUCUCACCAGAGCUCCGCCAGGGAGUUUGCCCGUUGGAAAGUAAACAACUUGGCUCUGGAAAGGAGGGACUUCUUCAGUUUGCCAUUGCCUCUUGCCCCAGAAUUUAUCCGGAACAUCCGCCUCCUCGGAAGGAGACCCAACUUGCAACAGGUUACUGAAAACCUGAUAAAAAAGUACGGCACUCAUUUCUUACUUUCUGCCACCCUUGGAGGAGAAGAGUCCCUCACCAUUUUUGUGGACAAGCGGAAACUGAGCCGCAAGACAGAGACAGCAGGAAGUGCACCUGUAGUUGGGGGCAGUGGGAACAGCUCUGCCGUGUCCCUGGAGACUUUGCACCAGCUGGCAGCCUCCUACUUCAUCGACAGAGAGAGCACUCUGAGGCGGCUGCACCACAUCCAGAUAGCCACGGGGGCCAUCAAGGUCACGGAGACCAGGACGGGCCCUCUGGGCUGCAGCAACUACGACAAUCUGGACUCAGUCAGCUCUGUCCUGGUACAGAGUCCGGAGAACAAAGUGCAGUUACUGGGCCUACAGGUGCUGCUGCCCGAGUACCUGCGUGAGCGCUUUGUGGCGGCGGCACUCAGCUAUAUCACAUGCAGCUCUGAGGGGGAGCUCGUCUGCAAGGAGAAUGACUGUUGGUGCAAGUGCAGCCCCACCUUCCCAGAAUGCAACUGUCCGGAUGCUGACAUCCAGGCCAUGGAGGACAGCCUGCUGCAGAUCCAGGACUCUUGGGUGACUCACAACCGGCAGUUUGAGGAGUCAGAGGAAUUCCAGGCCCUGCUGAAAAGGCUGCCUGGAGACAGGUUCCUGAACUCCACAGCCAUCUCCCAGUUCUGGGCCAUGGACACCAGCCUGCAGCACCGCUACCAGCAGCUGGGAGCCAGCUUGAAAUUGCUGUUCAAGAAGACCCACCGGAUUGUCCGCAGGCUCUUCAACCUCUGCAAGCGCUGCCACCGGCAGCCUCGCUUCCGCCUGCCCAAGGAGAGGUCCUUGCCCUAUUGGUGGAAUCGCAUCCAGUCCCUCCUCUACUGUGGAGAAAGCACCUUCCCCGGCACCUUCCUGGAACAGAGCCACAGCUGCACCUGCCCCUAUGACCAGUCUUCCUGCCAGGGCCCCAUCCCCUGUGCCUUGGGCGAAGGGCCCGCGUGUGCCCACUGUGCUCCGGACAACAGCACGCGCUGUGGGGGCUGUAACCCAGGCUACGUGCUGGCCCAGGGGUUGUGCCGGCCAGAGGUGGCCGAGUCCCUGGAGAACUUUCUGGGGCUGGAGACAGACCUGCAGGACCUGGAGCUGAAGUACCUGUUGCAGAAGCGGGACAGCCGCAUCGAGGUGCACUCCAUCUUCAUCAGCAACGACAUGCGUCUGGGCAGCUGGUUUGACCCUUCCUGGAGGAAGCGCAUGCUGCUCACGCUGAAGAGUAACAAGUACAAGCCUGGGCUGGUGCACGUGAUGCUGGCCUUGUCCCUGCAGAUCUGCCUCACCAAGAACAGCACCCUGGAGCCUGUCAUGGCCAUCUACGUCAACCCGUUUGGGGGCAGCCACUCUGAGAGCUGGUUCAUGCCCGUGAAUGAGGGCAGCUUCCCCGACUGGGAAAGGACUAACGUGGACGCAGCUGCCCAGUGCCAAAACUGGACUAUCACCUUGGGGAACAGGUGGAAGACCUUCUUUGAGACAGUCCAUGUUUACCUACGGAGCCGAAUCAAGUCCCUGGAUGACAGCUCCAAUGAGACAAUCUACUACGAGCCCCUGGAGAUGACCGAUCCCUCCAAGAACUUGGGCUACAUGAAAAUCAACACCUUGCAGGUCUUUGGCUACAGCCUCCCCUUUGACCCGGAUGCUAUCCGGGACUUAAUUCUCCAGUUAGACUACCCGUACACUCAAGGUUCCCAGGACUCUGCCCUCUUGCAGCUUAUAGAGCUUAGGGACCGGGUAAACCAGCUCUCUCCCCCGGGCAAAGUCCGACUUGACCUUUUCUCCUGCUUGCUCCGGCAUCGGCUCAAGCUGGCCAACAACGAGGUGGGCAGGAUCCAGUCCUCCCUGAGGGCUUUCAAUUCUAAGCUGCCAAACCCUGUGGAGUACGAGACAGGCAAACUGUGUAGCUAAUGGGGGCCCCACUCCAGGGCUGGGCAGGGAGGUGAUCCAUGAAUCCAGGGUGCAAAGGUCAUCCAAGCCCUCACCUUAGUGCCAACAGGGUUCUCCCUUGAGACUUUCCGCACCCAGCCGAUGGGACCUCAGGGCGUGGACUAAAGCAGGCAGGAGAGAAAGAGACCAUCACCGCACGCGUGUACACGCUCACCAUGUGCGUGCACACACGCGCGCGCAUACACAUACACUCUCUCACUCACACAGGGAGGCUACGACUCAGCAGCCUCGAAUCUGUGAAGUCGGUGCUUUCAAAUGCAUGCAGUUGAAGGAGAGGAGCCAAGGGAGAGAUUAAGAAAAAGAACCAGCCAAACCGUGAAAACAAAAUCCUUAAAAAGUGAUUCUUAUCAUUCAAGAAAGCAAGAGGGGGCAUGGGGGUAGGAACAGGAGCAGUUCCCCCUCCCCCACCAUCGAGUCACUUUUGUAUUCUUUUUAACCAGGUUUCUUAAAAUGGCGUUGUUUCGUGAUCCCCCCAGCGUUGGUUCUUACUUUUUGUAUGCUGCCUCCUCUGUGCCCUCCCAGACACUGACUGCUUCUCAAGCCGGCUCCCCUGAGACACUCAAGGUGACACCAACAGAGGACCGUAAGGGCAGACAGGCAGGCUUGCUCUGCUCUCCACUCCUCCCUCCCUCCAGCCCCCUUGCUUCCUCAGCCCCCCUACUUUGUUCCACAUUCCCCUCGUGGUCCAGCCGGAACUCCUCUUCCAAUGGCACCCGUCCUGUCCAAGAAAGCAGCUCUGUCAAGUUAGAAAGAGACAAUGUAUAGGGAAAUGUUCUUUUUUAAAAACAAAACAAAAAUAUUUAUUUUGUGAUUGUUUUCUUUGUCAAUCUGCUCCAGCCACAUGAACGUAUGAGUAAAAGUUUACCUGGUUUAA
Messenger RNA from Felis catus (domestic cat), 4313 nucleotides. It is a transcript of the gene BRINP2, whose product is annotated as BMP/retinoic acid inducible neural specific 2. Lineage: Eukaryota; Metazoa; Chordata; Mammalia; Carnivora; Felidae. The coding region runs from base 863 to 3400 and encodes 845 amino acids. Gene Ontology annotation, biological process: negative regulation of mitotic cell cycle; positive regulation of neuron differentiation. The record is from RefSeq and is a predicted model, not a curated record. The transcript is spliced from 9 exons.